CUACGUAGCUCAAUUUGCUUUUGGAGCUGUGGGAUUACUGACUUAUUUUGCUUUUUUUUUGUGAAAGAUCAGUAUCGAUCUGACUAGUGGCGCAAAUGCAUCGACCGAGAAGCCUCACGUCCGUGUCAGAAAAAGAAAACACACCGGUUGCUCAAAAGUCGUCGAGGCUGUAUGGAGGUGGACCGCAGUCAAUUGAACGCCUGGUGAAGCCGUUCAAAUGUCCGGGCUCAUCAACGCCGAGCCGAUUGUCGGACAAGCCCGCAAGAAAGCGGCGAAAAGUAGACUACACCGGUGCAGAUGCGAGCAUUGAGGAUGGUGACAAACCUUGGACGAACGAUGAUCGACUAGCCCUGGCAAAUCGAGAUGUGAAUAAGUACGGGAUUUUUCAAGUGAAAGACAAGGAAACGGCAUUUCGACAACGGUUUACGGUACCUUUGAUCAACAAGCAAGCGGCUGGCUACGAUCCGUCUCGGCCUGCUCCGACCCUGGGAAUGCGAAGAGGAGCAGUCUUUGUUGCAAAGCCGCUCCAUGACCCAAGUGGCGAGUUUGCGAUUGUUUUAUUUGAUCCCACUAUAGACGACAAACCAGCCAAGAAGGAGGAAGGGGAAGUAGAGGAAAAGCCAAAAGAAGAAGAGCCGAUGGAAUUAAAAGUUCCACUCGUGCAUAGAAGUCUUGCAGACAUUUUAGGGUUGAAGAAAGAGACGGACGAGCAUCCAAAGGUGCCGGUCGUGAUUGAUCCGAGACUGGCAAAAGUGUUGCGACCGCAUCAAGUCGAGGGUGUAAAGUUUUUGUACAGAUGUACAACUGGCUUAAUUGAUGACAACGCGAAUGGAUGCAUCAUGGCAGAUGAAAUGGGUCUCGGAAAGACUCUCCAAUGUAUAGCACUCAUGUGGACACUACUUAAACAAUCACCAGAAGCGGGAAAAUCGACGAUACAAAAAUGUGUGAUAGCAUGUCCGUCGAGCUUGGUAAGAAACUGGGCAAACGAAUUGACUAAAUGGCUGGGCGCGGGCACAAUUACACCAUUUGCAAUUGACGGGAAAGCCUCAAAAGCGGAGCUCACACAGCAAUUACGCCAGUGGGCCAUUGCAAGCGGCAGGGCCGUCGUCCGGCCUGUUCUAAUUGUCUCUUAUGAAACACUACGACUCAAUGUGGACGAGCUCAGAAACACUCCUAUCGGUCUCUUACUCUGCGACGAAGGACAUCGUCUGAAGAACGGCGAAAGCCAGACCUUCACCGCACUCAACUCUUUAAACGUCGACAGGCGAGUCAUUCUAUCCGGCACGCCCAUCCAGAACGAUCUUUCCGAGUAUUUCUCUCUCCUCAACUUUGCAAAUCCCAAUUUGCUCGGCAGCCGCAACGAAUUCCGGAAAAAGUAUGAAAUACCUAUUCUUCGAGGGCGAGACGCAGCGGGAACAGAUGCCGAUCGACAAAAAGGUGAUGAAUGUCUAGCAGAGCUGCUGACUCUAGUCAACAAGUUCAUCAUCCGGCGUACUAAUGACAUUUUAUCCAAAUACCUACCUGUCAAAUACGAGCACGUGGUCUUCUGCAACUGCGCACCCUUUCAGAUGGAUUUGUACAAGCACUUUUUGCGAAGCCCAGAAAUCAAGAGCCUGCUUCGCGGAAAAGGCAGUCAGCCGCUCAAAGCCAUUGGUAUUCUGAAGAAACUCUGUAAUCAUCCAGACCUGCUGGACCUACCAACCGAUUUACCAGGAAGUGAGCAAUACUUCCCCGAAGACUAUGUUCCCAGAGAAGCACGAGGACGCGACCGAGACGUCAAGACGUGGUAUUCUGGUAAAAUGAUGGUUCUCGACCGAAUGCUCGCCCGCAUACGACAAGAUACCAACGACAAGAUUGUCCUCAUCAGCAACUACACCCAAACGCUCGACAUGUUUGAACGCCUGUGCCGGUCCCGCGCAUACGGCUGUCUCCGCCUUGACGGAACCAUGAACGUCAACAAGCGCCAGAAACUCGUCGACCGGUUCAACAACCCGGACGGAGAAGAGUUUGUGUUCCUGCUGAGUAGUAAAGCCGGAGGAUGCGGUCUGAACUUGAUUGGUGCCAAUCGUCUUGUCUUAUUCGAUCCAGACUGGAACCCCGCUGCAGACCAACAAGCCCUCGCCCGCGUGUGGCGCGACGGCCAGAAAAAAGACUGUUUCGUCUACCGCUUCAUCGGCACGGGCACCAUCGAGGAGAAGAUCUUCCAGCGUCAAUCCCACAAGCAAUCCCUCUCAUCAUGUGUUGUCGACUCUGCAGAAGACGUCGAACGCCAUUUCACGCUCGAUUCCUUGCGUGAGCUCUUUCAGUUCAAGCCAGACACUCCGUCCGAUACGCAUGAUACCUUUAAGUGUAAGCGCUGCAGACCUGCCGGCCGUAGCGGAGGUCGUAACGAUAGUGAAGACCUUUCCAGGAGUAGCGGAUUGGGCGCAGACGGUAGCGGCAGCGCAGGCACCGGCGCAGGCGGGAAAGUAAAAGGAACUGGAGGCGAAGGUGGUAAAGGAACUGGAACUGGAAGUGGCUUCCAGUCCCAGCGCCUCAAAGCCCAAGCCAUGCUCUACGGCGACACCAGCACGUGGAACCAUUUCGUCAACGACGGCGAGGCCGGCCUGCUUGGCAAAAUCCAGGACUUGCUGCUGCGCCAGGAAACCCGCGAGAGAGACGUCAGUGCCGUCUUUCAGUAUAUUAGUCAUUAG
Xylona heveae TC161 is the source of this 2693-nucleotide messenger RNA. Its product is annotated as putative dsDNA-dependent ATPase Rad54. Gene Ontology annotation, cellular component: nucleus. The record is from RefSeq and is a predicted model, not a curated record. The transcript is spliced from 7 exons. The coding region runs from base 96 to 2693 and encodes 865 amino acids. Gene Ontology annotation, molecular function: DNA translocase activity; hydrolase activity, acting on acid anhydrides; ATP binding. Gene Ontology annotation, biological process: reciprocal meiotic recombination; double-strand break repair via synthesis-dependent strand annealing. Lineage: Eukaryota; Fungi; Ascomycota; Xylonomycetes; Xylonales; Xylonaceae.